AAAAAAUUGUGCACUAUGCUGUGUAUGUCGCAAAAAUGGCGAUAGAUAAAUUUCUGUUCAUUGUUUGAAAGUACAAUUUUCAGACUAAAUAUAUUUCAAAAGAUUAAAUAAUCAUUGGUGGUGUAAUCGUGAAUAAAACACAAAAAUGGCGGAUGCUAUUGUGGACAGUAGAUCGGGAGACCGGUUCUAUUGCCAUAGGUGUAAUAUCGAAUUUGAAGACGUUGUGCAGGAUUACACAUGUCCAUUCUGUUCGAGUGGCUUUAUCGAACAAUUGGAGAACCGAGCAGAUGGCCAGACGAAUGCCGGGCAAGCGUUCCACGAUGCGGGAAUGAGUUCACUGGACGCACUGACAAAUAGGGUAGAUACAGCAUUCUUCGAAUCGUUUUCUGACGCUAUGUUUCCAAUAAACAAUAUUCCACCAGUUUUAAGAGACAUUGCUUUUCUUAUGAGCGGGGGUCGAUUACGAUCUGGUAAUGGUCGACCGGGUGUACCAGCGCCGCCGCUAGUAUUGGUGGGCGCUCCGGGAGACUAUGUUUUUGGUGGUGAAGCACUAGACGCAGUAGUGACACAAUUACUCGGUCAGCUGGAACACUCUGGGCCUCCGCCGAUGCCGCGCGACAUAUUGAACUCGAUCCCCAGCGAAACGGUCACGGAGCAACAGGCUGAAGCGAAUAUGUCUUGUUCAGUUUGCUGGGAUAACUUUCAAUUAGGCGAGACGAUAUCGCGGCUAGAGUGCGAGCACAUAUUCCACUCGUCGUGCAUCACGCCGUGGCUGCAGCUGCACGCCACGUGCCCGAUCUGCCGCCGCUCGCUGCUGCCGCAGAACGAGCCGCAGAGCACUGCCUCUAGUACGACCACCACGCCCUCCACCAAUGGGGACGCGCGACCGACCGCGACACUGACACCACGGGUAGUGAUACGUCGUUCCACGCAUCCGCUCUUCAGGAGAGGGUUCCAAACUCACACGUGGGACUCGCCACAAAACAUGAGCACGAGCUCAGGUUCCUCCACCUCAGUGACCACGGGAGGGAUCUGGGCCCCGAGCACCAGGACGGACUCGAGCUCCAACUCAAGCACCUCCGUCAACGAUAGAACACAGAACUACCACACAGACUUUGAAUGCGAUUAAACAUGAAUGCCGGCUGGGUGCCCAAUAAAUUGUUGAAUUCAAACGCUUUAAUUUAUUUGUUGUAUAGUGUUGUAUAAUUAUUUAUCGUGCAGUGCAAGUUGAAAAACGCACAUGGAAAUUUAUGGAUUGUAUAUGGACUUUGACAUCCAGCCACAGUGAGUUGAGUGUUAUAGUGUUAUUUGAUAGUGAUCGGAUGAUGGAAUGAAGUGUGCCUUCAUAACAUAAGUUAUAUGUACGUGAUUUAUGACCAUUUUGUUGGAUUAAAUUUAUAAAGGAUUGUUUAUUCACACUAUUGAUUAUUUGUUUGCAUAGCGUGGGUUAUGAAGUCGCAAUUGCAUUUCACCGGGGAUGCCUAGGAAGACUAAAUGAUUUUACAACAGCUACAUUUUUAGAUAAACAAUAAUAAUUGUGUAUACAUUUUCGAACUCACACAUGUGAGAAUGAUUUUAUUGAAUGCAUUUUUUGUAAAUUCUGCAUGUUUAUUUCCAUUAAAGUCUAGUAUAAACGUUUAAUUGAUAAAUUUUUUCAUAUAAAAAAUCUGUAAUUUAAAUUGGACAUAAAAUCUGCUUGUUUGCAGAAAGCCAUAAAAUAGCUUAUAUACUUCCAAAUAAUAGUAAAACUGUCAUCAUGGCUUCGUCAUUAAUUUUAGUUUAAAUUCAUUAGUCUUUGUUAUUUCUGCUUCAAAUCAUUUUUUAUGUAAAAAAAAAUUAUUUUGAAGUUAUUCUUCACUUUUUUUUUGUAUAUAAUGUUUCGCAUGAUAUUCCCUUUAACAUGUAAAUAUGUACUACCUAUGUAAGCAAUGUUGCUAGAUCCAGAAACAUCAGCAUUAUUAAAUGUUAAAUAAAC
Colias croceus (clouded yellow) is the source of this 1975-nucleotide messenger RNA. RefSeq names its product E3 ubiquitin-protein ligase RNF126-like. Bases 146 to 1129 code for a protein of 327 amino acids. The record is from RefSeq and is a predicted model, not a curated record. Gene Ontology annotation, cellular component: nucleoplasm; cytoplasm. Gene Ontology annotation, molecular function: ubiquitin protein ligase activity. Gene Ontology annotation, biological process: protein ubiquitination; positive regulation of DNA-templated transcription; ubiquitin-dependent protein catabolic process. Lineage: Eukaryota; Metazoa; Arthropoda; Insecta; Lepidoptera; Pieridae. The transcript has 7 exons.